GAAGGAAAACCUUUUAGAUCCAUCUCUGAAAAACCCAACCAUGAAGAGAGAUCAUCCUCAACAUCAUCAAGAUAAGAAGACUAUGAUGAUGAUGAAUGAAGAAGACGACGGUAACGGCAUGGAUGAGCUUUUAGCCGUUCUUGGUUACAAGGUGAGGUCAUCAGAAAUGGCGGAUGUUGCUCAGAAACUCGAGCAGCUUGAAGUUAUGAUGUCAAAUGUUCAAGAAGACGAUCUUUCUCAACUCGCUACUGAGACCGUUCACUAUAAUCCGGCGGAGCUUUACACGUGGCUUGAUUCUAUGCUCUCCGACCUUAAUCCUCCGUCGUCUAACGCCGAGUACGAUCUUAAAGCUAUUCCCGGUGACGCGGUUCUGAAUCAGUUUGCUAUCGAUUCGUUUUCUUCGUCGAACCAAGGCGGCGGAGAUACGAAUGCUACAAACAAGCGGUUGAAAUGCUCUAACGGCGUCGUGGCAACAACAGCAACGACGGAUGAGUCAACUCGGCCUGUAGUCCUGGUUGACUCGCAGGAGAACGGUGUGCGUCUUGUUCACGCGCUUUUGGCUUGCGCUGAAGCUGUGCAGAAGGAGAAUCUGACUCUAGCUGAAGCUCUGGUGAAGCAAAUCGGAUUCUUAGCUGUUUCUCAAAUCGGAGCGAUGAGAAAAGUCGCUACUUACUUCGCCGAAGCUCUCGCGCGGCGGAUCUAUCGUCUCUCUCCGUCGCAGAGUCCGAUUGACCACUCUCUCUCCGAUACUCUCCAGAUGCACUUCUACGAGACUUGUCCUUAUCUAAAGUUCGCUCAUUUCACGGCGAAUCAAGCGAUUCUCGAAGCUUUUCAAGGGAAGAAAAGAGUUCACGUCAUUGAUUUCUCUAUGAGUCAAGGUCUUCAAUGGCCGGCGCUUAUGCAGGCUCUCGCGCUUCGACCUGGUGGUCCUCCGGUUUUCCGGUUAACCGGAAUCGGUCCACCGGCGCCGGAUAAUUUCGAUUACCUUCACGAAGUUGGGUGUAAGCUUGCUCAUUUAGCGGAGGCGAUUCAUGUGGAGUUUGAGUACAGAGGAUUUGUGGCUAAUACUUUAGCUGAUCUUGAUGCGUCGAUGCUCGAGCUUAGACCGAGUGAGAUUGAAUCUGUUGCGGUUAACUCUGUUUUCGAGCUUCACAAGCUCUUGGGACGACCUGGUGCGAUUGAUAAGGUUCUUGAAGUGGUGAAUCAGAUUAAACCGGAGAUUUUCACUGUGGUUGAGCAGGAAUCGAACCACAAUAGUCCGGUUUUCUUAGACCGGUUUACUGAGUCGCUGCAUUAUUACUCGACGUUGUUUGACUCGUUGGAAGGUGUGCCGAGUGGUCAAGACAAGGUUAUGUCGGAGGUUUAUUUGGGUAAACAGAUCUGCAACGUUGUGGCUUGUGAUGGACCUGACAGAGUUGAGCGUCACGAAACGUUGAGUCAAUGGAGGAACCGGUUCGGUUCUGCUGGGUUUGCGGCGGCACAUAUUGGUUCGAAUGCGUUUAAGCAAGCGAGUAUGCUCUUGGCUCUGUUCAACGGCGGUGAGGGUUAUCGGGUGGAAGAGAGUGACGGCUGUCUCAUGUUGGGUUGGCACACUAGGCCGCUCAUAGCCACUUCGGCUUGGAAACUCUCCACCAAUUAGAUGGUGGCUCAAUGAAUUGAUCAGUUGACCGGUUAUGAUGAUAGAUGUUCCUACCGAACCAAAACUACAUCCUACUGUUUUCCUUUUGUCACUUGUUAAGAUCUUAUCUUUCAUUAUAUUAGGUUAAUUGAAAAUUUUCAAUCUCGCUUUCGAGAGUUUUUUUUGCAUGUGACAUUGGAGGGUAAAUUGGAUAGGCAGAAAUAGAAUUAUGUAGUUACCAAGUUUUUGUGUAAGUGGUUGAAAUAAAAUAAUCUUGAAUGU
Arabidopsis arenosa is the source of this 1900-nucleotide messenger RNA. The record is from the annotation of a GenBank genome assembly. NCBI's taxonomy places the organism in Eukaryota, Viridiplantae, Streptophyta, Magnoliopsida, Brassicales, Brassicaceae.